Mesorhabditis spiculigera is the source of this 624-nucleotide messenger RNA. NCBI's taxonomy places the organism in Eukaryota, Metazoa, Nematoda, Chromadorea, Rhabditida, Rhabditidae. The record is from the annotation of a GenBank genome assembly.
AUGAGCAGCUGCGGCUGCGAGGGGCCGAAGCGUUGGUGGAGGUCAAACUGCUUCCGAAGUCUCGUCGGCAACGUGGAGCCCCGGAAUGCCGGUGCGAGAAGGAGGACCGCUGCCCGGCGGGGCCCCAAGGCGCCCCGGGUGCUGAUGGAGAACCGGGGAAACCGGGAGUCCCCGGGGCCAAGGGCGUUCCCGGCCUGCCAGGAAUCGCCCCGGAAUCUCUUCGCCAUGAGCACGGACGUCGCACCAGGAGCACCAGGGCCCACUGGACCGGCAGGAGAAGCCGGAAAGCCUGGAGAACCGGGAGAACCGGGCACCCCCGGAACGCCGGGGAAACCCGGCGUUCGGGGCAAGACCGGAAAGCCCGGACCGCGUGGCAAACCCGGAGCCCCUGGGAAGAUUGGAGAGCCGGGAAAUGUUGGGAUCCAAGGCGCUCCCGGACAGGACGCGAAAAUGGGCGAGAUGGGCAAGCCGGGGAAGGAUGGAGAUCGCGGAAAACCGGGAAAACCAGGGCCCCCUGGAGAGACCGGCUACCCUGGCGCCGAUGCUCACUACUGCCCAUGCCCCCGUCGCAAUCACUCCUUCGUCACAUACCUGCGCGCGACACGGAGGCGUUCGGCCAUGCAC